Molecule: messenger RNA, 1675 nt
Organism: Corythoichthys intestinalis (scribbled pipefish)
Lineage: Eukaryota; Metazoa; Chordata; Actinopteri; Syngnathiformes; Syngnathidae
Gene: htr1b
Product: 5-hydroxytryptamine (serotonin) receptor 1B
Exons: 1
Coding region: 264-1415 (383 amino acids)
Biological process (GO): G protein-coupled dopamine receptor signaling pathway; adenylate cyclase-activating adrenergic receptor signaling pathway
Cellular component (GO): plasma membrane
Molecular function (GO): dopamine neurotransmitter receptor activity, coupled via Gs; G protein-coupled serotonin receptor activity
Source: RefSeq, a predicted model, not a curated record
AAGCAGCACUUUGAGACUCGCCUCGUCAGUCACCCUACGUAGGCGUCCGAGGAGUCGAACGUCUGGAGAACUUUUCACCUUCCUCGCGGAUUAUGUCCCUCGCACGCUGGAACGGCCGCAAAUCAUCAUUGUGCGUCGUCACGAUGAAGAGCGGUGAACUUUUAUCCCCGCAGGGAGUGGAUUACAAGUCAAAAGAAUUGGCGCUAUGGCGUUAAGGAGUCGACUUUGGUUAAAAAUAUGACCUAAGAGUGACUCGAGAAGUGAUGGAGGGCGCCGGUGAAAUGGAGCCCACCCCGCCGGUGAACGCUUCCAAUAUCAGCCAGCCGGAGGACGCGCCUGAGGCGGGCUGGGGUGCGCAAAGCCUCGCCUACCAGAUCACCCUGGCAUCGCUCCUUUCCGCCAUCACGUUGGCUACCAGCUUGUCCAACGCCUUCGUCAUCGCCACCAUCUCCCAGUCCAAGAAACUCCAGACGCCCGCCAACUUUCUCAUCGCCUCGCUGGCCGUCACCGACCUGCUGGUGUCCAUCCUAGUCAUGCCCGUGUGCGUCCUCUACACGGUCAUCCACGAGUGGACGCUGGGCCAGGUGGUGUGCGACGUGUGGUUGUCGUCAGACAUCACCUGCUGCACGGCGUCCAUCCUCCACUUGUGCGUCAUUGCCCUGGACCGCUACUGGGCCAUCACGGACGCGGUGGAGUACUCCAAAAAGCGCACGCCGGGACGCGCGGCCGGCAUGGUGGCUACCGCUUGGGUGAUCGCCAUCUCCAUCUCUCUGCCGCCGCUCUUCUGGAGGCAGGUCAAAGCGGACGAGUUGACCAGCUGCAGCGUCAACACCGACCACAUCUUCUACACCAUCUACUCCACCUUCGGCGCCUUCUACAUCCCCACCCUGUUGCUCAUCGUCCUCUACGGGCGCAUCUACGUGGAGGCGCGCAAACGCAUCCUCAAGCAGUCGCCGAAAAAGAAAAAGAAGGCGGCGGGCAAGAGGCUCACUUCGGCGUACCUGCAGGCUACGGGCUCUCCCGGCUCCAACGCCUCCACCAGCCCCUUGCAGGGCGGCAGGCACGACGCGCCGUCCUGCAGCGACACCAACUCGUCCACCAGCGACAGUCAGGUGAAGGUGACUCUGUCCGACGCGGCUCUGGAGAAGAAGCGCAUCUCUGCGGCGAGGGAGAGGAAGGCCACCAAGACGCUGGGCAUCAUUCUGGGCGCGUACAUCGUGUGCUGGUUGCCUUUCUUCAUCUACACCCUGGUGGUGGCUACAUGCGACGCCUGUCAUAUCCCCGAGCUCUUUGACUUCUUCACCUGGCUAGGUUACCUGAAUUCCCUCAUCAACCCCAUCAUAUACACCAUGUCCAAUGAGGAUUUCAAGAAAGCUUUCCACAAACUGGUGCGCUUCAGAUGCUGCAGAGGGUGAUCCUUUCAUUUAUUUUCGAUUAGCAACAAUGUGAAUAAGCAGAUGCCAUAAAUAACAGUUCAAAGCCAUUGCGUGGGGAGAGAGGAAAUCCACAGGUUAAAUGUAUUUUAUUGUAUAUGACAUGAUAUAGUGUUGGAAAAAGAUCUAAUUCUAAUUCAUACAUGAAGAAUCAAUGGACAUUAUUGUUGGGUGACUGCUGUUGUCAUGCCUAAAAUGACACACACACACAAAAAAAGGCCAAAAAACAUGCACAAUUAAAA